Hypanus sabinus (Atlantic stingray) is the source of this 3168-nucleotide messenger RNA. RefSeq names its product protein phosphatase 3 catalytic subunit alpha. The record is from RefSeq and is a predicted model, not a curated record. The transcript is spliced from 14 exons. Gene Ontology annotation, molecular function: calmodulin binding; calmodulin-dependent protein phosphatase activity. Gene Ontology annotation, cellular component: calcineurin complex; cytoplasm; cytosol. Gene Ontology annotation, biological process: calcineurin-NFAT signaling cascade. Bases 166 to 1713 code for a protein of 515 amino acids. Lineage: Eukaryota; Metazoa; Chordata; Chondrichthyes; Myliobatiformes; Dasyatidae.
CGGCCGCCGUGCCUGCGUCUUUGCGGUUAGUGCGCGAGCGCUGGGCGGAGCGGCGGCGGGCUGGCUGGCUGGCAUUGAGCUGGUGCGGAGAGUGUUUCCUGCCCCGUUUCUCCCGGAGACGCUCACCCGCCGCGCUCGCGCCCCGGACCCGACCGGCGUGAGGACAUGUCCGAGAAGGAGCCCAAGCAACACUCGACCACGGAGCGGACGGUGAAAUCUGUACCUUUCCCUCCGAGCCAUCGACUGACUCUCAAGGAGGUUUUUGACCAUGAUGGGAAACCCAGGGUUGAUGUACUCAAGGCUCACCUUACUAAAGAAGGCCGGGUAGAGGAGACCGUUGCGAUGCGGAUUAUAACAGAAGGAGCUUCCAUUCUCCGGCAAGAGAAGACUAUGCUCGACAUUGAAGCACCAGUCACAGUUUGUGGUGAUAUCCAUGGUCAAUUCUUUGAUCUGAUGAAGCUGUUUGAAGUUGGUGGGUCCCCCGCGUCUACUCGCUACCUCUUCCUUGGUGACUACGUGGACAGAGGUUACUUCAGCAUUGAAUGUGUUUUGUACCUCUGGGCUUUGAAAAUCUUGUAUCCAAAAACCUUGUUUUUACUUCGUGGGAAUCAUGAAUGCCGGCACUUGACAGAGUAUUUCACCUUUAAGCAGGAAUGUAAAAUUAAAUAUUCAGAACGAAUAUAUGAUGCCUGUAUGGACGCUUUUGAUUGCUUGCCGUUGGCUGCAUUAAUGAACCAGCAGUUUCUGUGUGUACAUGGUGGGCUCUCUCCUGAGGUUAAUACCUUAGAAGACAUCAAGAAAUUAGAUAGAUUCAAAGAACCCCCUGCUUAUGGACCCAUGUGUGACUUAUUGUGGUCUGACCCACUAGAAGACUUUGGCAAUGAAAAGUCUCAGGAACAUUUUACUCAUAACACAGUCCGAGGCUGUUCUUACUUUUACAGUUACCCUGCAGUGUGCGAAUUCCUACAGCACAAUAAUUUAUUAUCAGUAAUCCGAGCUCAUGAGGCACAGGAUGCCGGGUACCGAAUGUACAGAAAGAGCCAAACAACAGGUUUCCCCUCACUAAUUACCAUUUUUUCAGCUCCCAACUACUUGGAUGUCUACAAUAACAAAGCUGCAGUUUUGAAAUAUGAGAACAAUGUUAUGAAUAUCAGGCAGUUCAACUGUUCCCCACAUCCCUACUGGUUGCCCAACUUCAUGGAUGUCUUCACCUGGUCCUUGCCAUUUGUUGGGGAGAAAGUGACUGAGAUGUUGGUGAAUGUGCUCAAUAUCUGUUCUGAUGAUGAACUCAUUUCAGAAGGAGACGAUGGUUUUGAUGGUGCGUCUGCUGCUGCCCGUAAAGAGGUGAUUAGGAACAAGAUUCGAGCAAUUGGCAAGAUGGCGAAAAUGUUUUCUGUCCUCCGAGAGGAGAGUGAAAGUGUGCUGACACUAAAGGGCCUAACUCCUACAGGAAUGCUUCCCAGUGGAGUGCUGGCUGGAGGGAAACAAACCCUUCAAAGCGCGACUGUUGAGGCUAUUGAGGCUGAUGAAGCCAUCCGGGGAUUCUCACCACAGCAUAAGAUCAGCAGUUUUGCUGAAGCCAAGGGUUUGGAUCGAAUCAACGAAAGGAUGCCUCCGCGACGUGAUGGAAUCGCCACUGAUGGCAGCUUUAACUCCAUUAACAAGGCAGUCUCCUCAGAGACGAACGGCACUGAGAGUGGUAACAUUCAAUGAUCCCUUUGCAGUUUCCAGUUCCAAGGCAUGAUUGUAUCAUUGUCCCAAGCGGUUUGACACUCUUGCCUCUGAUUACUGCUGCAUGUUCUGGGGAGCCAGAUGUUGGUGACAGAUUCCAGUAACAGAGUGAUAGAAAUUGUAUUGUGAUUGUUGAAAGUUAAGUUACCUCAGAUGGGAUAUGCCUUUGAUGCUUCUAGACAAGCUGGUUAAAUAUUACACAUUAGAUGAAUCAAACUGUUUUCCUUUUGCAUUGAGGAAGACUUGCAGAUCUGUUUUGAAAAGGCCUUUACUAUUCUGGAUAUGGGAUCUCUGUCUAGCAGCUCUUUAAUCUUCUAGUGUCCGUUUACGAUUGCAGAAUUAAAAGUUUGACAUAUUUUAAAAAAACAAUUGAAAAUAUGAGGUUGUACAAACUAAAUAAUAGCUGAUUUGAGAUGUCGACUAUUUAUUAACAUUUUUGCUACUCUUAUGAGAGUUUGAAAGAAAUUAGGCAGUCUUAAAAUAAAAUGUAAAGUUGCAAAAUCAUUUAAAAAUGCCAAAAAUCAAAUUUGGUUUUGUACAGAAUCUGCUUACCUCAGGUUGAUUUAGUGUGCUUGGAUGCUACCAGUUUAUCUAUUUACUUAGCUUAUCCACUUGAUAGGAGAUAGCCUUUUCCAAAAUGAAACUGGAAAUUUAUUUAUAACCUUUAUCAUUCAUCAUGCUCUUCAAUUUCAUUUGCAUUGAGUUGGUUGUGGCUUGCUGGAAUUGUAUAUUAAUGAGUGACAUUCAUUUUUUAAGUUUUAUUUUAACUAUAUGAAGAACAAGACAUACCAUAUAAAUGCAGUGAAAAGCAUCUGUAGUCUGUAAAACUGUUCUAUGCAUGUUUUUUUUCCCAAUUAAUGGCUGUACUGUCCCUAUAUGGGACUGUAAUGUGCUUAGUGAUCUGACAUAUACUGGAAAUGUAAUGUAUACUUGCAUACUUUAUAUUCACUGUAUGAAAAUGCUUAAUGCCUUUUGAACUUUUGUAAUUAAAAAAUCUUGAAAUUAUUCAGAAAGGGAGUGGAACCUUUGAACAUUUUUCAGUACUGAUAAGUGCACAUGUAGACAUUUAGCAUGUUUAGCAAGCAUUGUGAAAAUUAAAAACUCAAUGUGUGGGUACAUGUAAAACUCUAGAUGCAUGAAGCUGUUUUAGUCCCGAUGGUGAAGUCCGACUACUUUAGUGCCACACAAAAAAGUUUCGUGUAUUUUCACCUUCUGCUGUAUUAUCAGUUACGGGUUUGAUCAAAUGGUUAAAAACUGGUCCAUAAUGGGUAACCCAUGAACUUUUUAAUGACUGUAAAUGUGCCCAAGUAAUUCACUACAACCUUGAAUGCCUUGCCUUUGUAAUUUGACCUCUGAAAUGUCAGCAAUUUAAGCAUGCACUUGUAACAAUGAGGAAGUAUUUUAUAUUACUAUUUCAAUAAAACAUGCAUGAACAUA